GGUCGCACUCGUGUCGCUGCCACGCACCGCACCGCAGCAGCUCACCUGCAUCGUCAACUCGGCGGGCGAACCCACCGGCCACCGCGCCCCGCCUCCUCGCCUCCAGGUCCCCGCCAGAUCACCAUGGCGCUCCUCCCGCGUACGGCGCGGCUGGCGCUCCUCUCCGCCUCCCCGCGCGCCUACUCCUCCUCCUCCGCCGCCUCGUCCGCGGCGGCCACCCGCCCGGCGCCAUACGGCGGGGCGCCGCCCCCGGCGCCGAUGUCGAAGGCGGCGGAGUUCUUGGUCUCCAAGGUGGACGACCUCAUGAACUGGGCGCGGCGGGGCUCGAUCUGGCCCAUGACGUUCGGGCUCGCCUGCUGCGCCGUCGAGAUGAUGCACGCCGGCGCCUCGCGCUACGACUUCGACCGCUUCGGCGUCAUCUUCCGCCUCUCGCCGCGCCAGUCCGACUGCAUGAUCGUCGCCGGCACGCUCACCAACAAGAUGGCGCCCGCGCUUCGCAAAGUCUAUGACCAGAUGCCAGAGCCCCGCUGGGUUAUUUCGAUGGGCAGCUGCGCCAACGGCGGCGGAUACUACCACUACUCCUACUCCGUUGUGCGGGGGUGCGACCGGAUCGUCCCCGUGGACAUCUACGUCCCUGGAUGCCCGCCGACCGCCGAAGCUUUGCUAUACGGCGUUCUUCAGCUGCAGAAGAAGAUCAACAGGCGCAAGGAUUUCCUCCACUGGUGGACCAAGUAAACUGGAGACUCACACAGUCCCUGCUGGCGCGGUCUCUCUGAAUUUUCGCCUAGCUGGUGUUUCCCAAGAGUCUGUGCGACCUAGGCUAGUCGUCUGAGAAGUGCGGACGCGGGCAUGGAACUGGUGUGCUGAACGCCGGGCCUGGUCCGCAGUCUCUGGACAAACAACGAAACACCUAGUGGUGGAAUGUUGCUGCUUUGUUAGUGUUCGUGUGUUACACUAGAGGUUGUAAUGAGUUGUUCUGUUGAUGAGAUCUGAUUGUAUGGAGAUUCUCGGGCAACAAAGUGGUCAUGACCGGUAA
Messenger RNA from Panicum hallii, 1036 nucleotides. Its product is annotated as NADH dehydrogenase [ubiquinone] iron-sulfur protein 7, mitochondrial-like. The record is from RefSeq and is a predicted model, not a curated record. Gene Ontology annotation, biological process: electron transport coupled proton transport; aerobic respiration; mitochondrial respiratory chain complex I assembly. Lineage: Eukaryota; Viridiplantae; Streptophyta; Magnoliopsida; Poales; Poaceae. Gene Ontology annotation, molecular function: quinone binding; 4 iron, 4 sulfur cluster binding; NADH dehydrogenase (ubiquinone) activity. Bases 124 to 735 code for a protein of 203 amino acids. The transcript is spliced from 2 exons.